This is a messenger RNA of Gopherus flavomarginatus (Mexican gopher tortoise), 2286 nucleotides long. RefSeq names its product phospholipase A2 inhibitor gamma subunit B-like. Lineage: Eukaryota; Metazoa; Chordata; Testudines; Testudinidae. Gene Ontology annotation, cellular component: extracellular region. The record is from RefSeq and is a predicted model, not a curated record. The transcript is spliced from 5 exons. Bases 1384 to 2130 code for a protein of 248 amino acids. Gene Ontology annotation, molecular function: phospholipase inhibitor activity.
UGUGGAUAGAACCCAGGAGUCCUGGUUCCCAGACCUCCCCCUUGCUCUAACCCACUAGACCCGACUGCCCUCCCAGAACUGUGGAUAGAACCCAGGCACCCGGGCUCCCAGCUCCCCCAGCUCUAACUCACUGGACCCCACUCCCUUCCCAAAGCCUGGAACAGAACCCAGGAGUCCUGACAACCAGUUUUAACGAUGGGACACCACUCGACUUUCUAUGGAACCCAGGAAUCCUGACUUCCAGUCGCAACCGAACCCUGCUCUAAGUGGUACACCCUAAUCCCCACGCUGCAGAACCCAGGAGUCCUGCCCACCCUUUCCUCCUCUAACCACUUCCCCCCACUUCUCCCAGGGGUGGGAAAGAGACCCCAGAAUCCUACACUUGAUUCACAUGCCCUUAGUAAGCCAGGAAGAGGAUCCAGGAGUCCUGCCAAGUCAUCCAUUGUGUGACCUGCUUCCCCAUGGCCCCCCAAGAUUUAAAGGAGAGGUGGCUUCAUGUAUCCCUGUGGUUUUUGUUUCUCAGCAGGAAGGGUGGUGAAUUUCUCAACAUGCUCCUGUGUCCAAAUUGUGUCACUGGUGGGUGGGGGCAGGGCUGGCGAGGGGACUAGGAACUGAUGGAAUGAAGCAUGUGGGGAUUUUAAAGUUUCCGUAUAACAUCUGCGCAUGUACCAGAGCCCCUCAAUAAAAGAGGGCAAGAGACAGAUAUUGGCAAAUCGUUUCUGCUUCACUGAGCUAUCUGUCUGCUCCACCCUUGGCAAACGUUACUCAGCCUGAAGCCCCUAAGGAGUUUUGGUAAGUCACAGCCCUCUGUUCUGUUGGUGCUCUAACCGCUACACCCCACUUCCCUCCCAGAGCAGGAAUAGAACCCAGGAGUCCUGGUCCCAGGCAUCCCUGGUCCAACCAUGAGACCCCAAUCCCCUCACAGAGCCAGUGAGAGAACCCAGGUGUCCUGGCUCUGGGCCCACUUCUCUAACCACUAGGUCCCAGUCCCCUCCUGGAGCAAGGACUAGAAUCAAAGUGGGCAAGCUGUCUCUUCCUGCCGUCGGGAGCAGCCUGCUUUGUCAUCCUCUGUCUAGAGAUCCACCGGCUUAGUCUCUCUAUACCAUACAGAGCAGCCUGCUUCGUCUCUCUCUUGUUUUGGGGUCUUGGCUGUAGUUUUGCUGGAGUCUCAUAAAGUAAGUCAUAUUACACUGCAACUUUCCAGCAGGAGUAUUAGAUAUUUGUCUGUUACUUCUCUGGGUGGGUGCCACGAACAUACCAGCCACAAAGGGGUCAGAGGUGCAGCUACCCCAGAACUCUGGCAAAUGGCUCCGUGGUUCCACUCACCCUGUCAACUGGCUCGUGCAUGGGCAAGUUUCCUUCUGAUCUUAUUUCAGCCCGUCUAUGACAAAUCCCCCAACUGGAGAAUUGGCUGCAUCACAGACCCCAGCGCUGAUCUACUGCUUCUCCAUCACCAUGGAGGCUUCUCUUGCCGCCUGCAUCCUCACUGCUCUCCUGGCUACGGGGGCCUGUCUGCAGUGUGAGGUUUGCGAUGGACCAGGAAUCAGCUGCUCGGGUGACUCAGAUACCUGCCAAAACACAGAAGACUCUUGUGGCAUCACUCUGACAGAAGACACAGUGGUGGGAGUGAAGACCCAGAACGUUCUCAAGAGCUGUUUGUCAUCCAGCCAAUGUAAAGCUGGAGCCAUCUCUAUGAAUUUCGGGACAGCAAAGGCCAGAAGGAUGAGCAUUGCUUGCUGUCAGAGAGACGACUGCACACCGGACCCUGUUAAAUUGCCCCCGGCUGACCCCAAACCCAACGGCCGGUGCUGUCGCGGUUGCUACGCGUUGAACGCUGAUCAUUGCAAUGAGCAAACCAUACAUUGUACUGGAGCUGAGACCCAAUGUUUGGACGUCGCCGGGCCCCUAAAAUCUGGUGGAAGCACCACUAAGAUCAUCAUGAAGGGCUGCGUUACUGAGUCCAUCUGUGCCCAGGUAAAUGCGGGUUCUGGGACCUUCCUGGGGAUCAGUGGAGAUCUACCCAAGCACAGAUGCACACCAGCCACCAGCGCAGCCAGCAUAGCUCUGGGACCAGCCGGGCUCCUCCUUCUCGCCCUCACUGGGCUCCACCUGCUGAAAUUUUUCUCCUGAUUCCUCACUCAGUGCAAUGGCCACGCCGCACUCGGUAACACCCCGACCUCCUGUAUUAGCCUCUCUCUGCAGCCGCUCUCCCCGCCCAGGGGCCCUGGGCUCCCGCCCGGAUUCACUUCCCCUUUAUAUUGAUCCGCUUAAUAAAACUAACUGGAG